Schistosoma curassoni is the source of this 4827-nucleotide messenger RNA. Lineage: Eukaryota; Metazoa; Platyhelminthes; Trematoda; Strigeidida; Schistosomatidae. The record is from the annotation of a GenBank genome assembly.
GUAUUUUUGACUAGUUGUAGUGAUUUAAUGAAAUAUGAGCAGUUUAUAUAAUUUUUUAUUUAUUUAUUUUACUUACACACACACAUACACAUACUACUACAUACACCGUAGAUACACAUAGAAACUGACCUAUUGAUCUAGAAGACAGGAACGGCACACUAGUGAAUUAAUUCACUUGGUUUAUUGUUAAGUUAGUCAACCUUCACGUUUAUUUGUUCUGUUUUUAUGAUUGUGUGUCAUUUGUUUGCAUAAUCACCUGUUUGAAUAUAUCCAUAUAUAUGUAUGACCUUCACAGUUUUUCUCUAUGUCAGUUUCAUACCAAAAAAGAGAUUACAUUGCUUUGCCUUAUGAUUGACUGUCUGUUGUUGUAUAAGUAAGCAUGAGCUUGUGUUUUAGUGUUUGUGUGCAUAUUUUUGUUGACAUUAAUGUAGUCUAGGGUGUUAGAUGUAUCAGGUUUCAUUAAAACAGCGGCUGGUAUCUAAUCGUCAUAUACCGAAUCCACAUUUAAUCAGAGUGUUUACGAAUAAAUGAAGCAAAUUAAAUUGUAUUGAAGUGUUUAUCAAAUUUCCAAAGUGCCAAAUGUUCAUUCAUUCAUUAUGUUUAUUAUGUAAAAUAAUAAUCAUUUCAAUAACAGUAAUAAUUCCUAAAUGUUUUUGUCUUAUGGGAAGUCCUCCAACAAAUUUACCGGAAUGUUUGAAUUCUGGAACAAGAACCACUAUUAAUGAACGUUACAGUUGUUCAUGUAUAGAUUCUUAUAUGAAUCGACAAUGUAAACUAUUGUCGAUUAAUGUUGCCAAUACUCCAAUAGAAAUGCCUUUCACUAGUUUUUAUAUUAAUACAACAAUUCAACAAACUGUACAUAUUGGUUUUCAAUUUAUCACUUCAGACAACAGUGGAAACGGUACACUGUUUACACUUAGAAAUAUGAAUUCCACAUUUUUUUUAAAUGAACAACUAAUCCAAAUCAAAGUUUCCCUUGAAUUUGGACGAAUUAGUGUACAUUUCAUUUAUCUAUCAAAUUCAAAAACUCUUCGUUUACCUUCAGGUGCUGUUGCACUAAAUGACAAUGCUUGGCAUUAUGUAGAUUUUUUUCUGAAUACACAGGUUAAUGGCGAAUGGAAUCUAGUCUUAUUGAUAGAUCGUUGUAAAUAUUCUGAGUUAGGACCGUGUAUGGUGAACGAUACAAUAAUUUUAUCAGUGAAUACAAUACAAAUAGGAGGUUAUAUUCUAAUAGGUGAUGAAUCUGGUCCAUCUACAGAGAGAUUUAGAGGAUGUUUUGAUAAUGUUAUGGUGAAUAGAGAGUUGAUCGAUUUCUACCCGGUACUUUUAUCGCAAGGUUCUCGGCGUGGUUGUCCAGACUCUCAGAAAGGUUGUGUAAGAGGUAAUGUAAAAUUAUGUGGAAAGUAUGGGAAAUGUCGAAAUGCAAUAAGUUCCACCGAUAUACUGACUUGUCAAUGUGAAUUAGGUUAUCGACCUAAUAUAACAGGUGCACCGAAACCACAUAGAUGGCCAUGUGAAACUGUUUCUGAUGGCUGGUCUACAACUAAUGUAGUUUACAAUGCGUUAUUCACUGAUAAAGUUCCGAAUCGUUUACGAUUGAGCAUAAGAACAAGAACUCAAACAUUUAUGGUUUUUGCAGUUGGUGCGUGGAAACUUUCUAUAAGUGUUUCAAAUGGAAUACCUGAACUACGUUUUGAUAAUAUCGUAAUUACGUUAAGUUCACUAAACAUUUCGGAUGGAAAUUGGCAUGUCUUUGAAGUUACAUUUACAUCAAGAUUUUUAGAUUUUCAGGUCGAUGAACUAGAUAAAAUAUAUUAUGAUUCAAGAUAUUUUCCAGAGAAAUCAAUUUCAAGAGGUUCAGUUGAUAUAAUUAUUGCAAACGGAGCUAAAGACACAUGUCUAGAUGAUGCUUGGAUCGAUUUCCGUAAUAUAUGGCCUGAUUUUGAACAAGAUUAUCCAUUGGAAAUCAUUAGUAACCCAUCAUUUCAACGGUAUACAGACUGGGGUACAGUUGGCAGACAGUCAGGUUGUUCAAGUGGUCCUGGGUUUUGUAAUAGUUCAAAAAGUCUUUGUGAUAUUACCGCUUCUUGUAUAGAGGAAUGGAGAAGUUAUCGAUGCGAAUGCUUGAAUAACACAGUUAAAGAUGACAAGGGUAAAUGUGUUCCAUCACAAUGUUAUCCAAACCCAUGUGUUAAUGGUGAGUGUCAUGUACUUAAUGGUGCUAGUAAUUUUACAUGUAUUUGUUAUGGAAUCUGGACUGGACCAUUAUGUAACCAAGUUUCAAGCGUAAAUAUAGCUGGUCUAAGUUGGUGGUGGAUUCUACUUGUUGUUCUACUACUGUUAGCGAUAUUGUUGGCAACAAUUUUUUUAAUUAUCUGUUGUCGCAAACGUCGUGAGAAGAAGAAAUCUAAUUUAAUUGAUUUUAACAAUGAACUGAGUGAUCAAAAGUUGGGUAUAGAUACUCAAAUGAAUGAUCCAUGGAGUACAGGUAAUAUAUUUAUAAGUUUUUGUUUUCAGAAUUUAUUUUUUGGUAACAUUAUUUUGUAGCGAACUCCUGUAAAUACGCUGAAAAAGUUUGUUUUUUGAUCAGUACAAUUUUUGGAAUAUUCUUUGUAUAAUGGUUACAGUUUAAAUAUUUUUUUGUCAAGCUUUUGAUGAUUAAUUUUCGAUAGUCAUAGAAGCUAUGAAACCCUGAAUAAAUGUGCAUCGGAACCGGAUAACACACUUUAUGUUGAUUUGUACAGUUAAAAAACCCAAUCGUAAUAUGAAACGAAUGAAAAUAAGUGAAUAUAGUUUUAACAUGACAAAUAAAACCAUGAGAUAGAAGUUUUAAAAUAUUUUAAGCAAAGAAGGAUGAUGGCUAACAGUGGAAUUUAAGACGCGUGUUUUAUCUUGCUUGGAACUCGCCAGUUGGAUGUACUUGGAUCCGAGUUGGUGUUCACUCUAGGACUUGAAUAGACUACCUUUCGCUUCAAACACCGCUGUGUUAUUCACAUAGCUACUAAGUCUUGAUAAUCACCUGACUAUAAAGUGAGAGCGAUCUCGAUAUCAAUUCAUACGUAAUGAUCGUGUGAAUCUUACCACUGAUGUUUAGGACUACAGUUGAUCAGUUUCAUACAUAUAUGCCGAAAAAGACUGAUCGAUUGUAGAUCUGAACAUCAAUGGGCGAUCCAACUAACCAAUAUUUGAGAACUGAAGUUAUGUUCUGAAAUAGUUUAAAGUAAAAACUUAAAGACGGUGAAUGAAAACAGUCAAGAUAUAUGCAACCAGUUUUUUAAACAUAUUACAUUCCAGUCAUUUGCAUUUAGACAGUGAUUAUCAGAUCUAUUAAUAAUGACAUGACUAUAGUGAAUUAAAUUAACCUAUCCGUUUUUCAACUUGAUUUAUGUCCGACUGACGUCGAAUGUUGUUCAAUAAUCACUCUUAUUCAAACCUUUUCUCGUGACGGAGACAUUUACUUCCUGCAUUUGUAGAAGAUUAAUGUGAUUUCUUAGGCAGUUAACUUGUAAUCAAGAUGGUUAUGAAUAAAAAAAUCCGGUCAAACGGAGCUAUGAUUAACAACCAUUUGAAAUUUAUCAAGUUGGCAUCAAUGUUAGAUAACGGAAACGGAGUUUAAAUAUUUGCUGUUACCAUCAGUUAAAUGUUCGAUUAUAAAUAACAACACUUUCUUAUUUAAAUAAAGUAACUAUUAUAACAUGAAUUCGUUGAAAACGUUUCUUAAAAGGUAUUGAGUAGCACCUAUUUAAUCUUUAGUCAAAUGAGUUCCAAUAAAAAUUCUACAAAUUUUUCUUUUAUAUUUAUUGUUUCAUUGUACUUUCAUUGUUUAUAAUUCUAAAUGCAUUUAAGGUGAGAAAGAUUUCCAUGGACCGAUUGAUUAUUCGGUGUUAAAAGGAAAUAUUAAUUCUAACCCGUAUCAACUUACAACUAAUGGGUCCUAUCAGAGUAAUGGUUACUUACCAACAAGUAGAAAAUCAGACACAAAUGGAAGUAUAGAUAUACAAACAUUUCCUAGUGUUACUGCUCGAGCCUAUGGACAAAAAACUACAGAUAUACCACCAUGGGAGUCAUUUGAUCGUCAACCAAAUCCUGCAAUAAGAUUAGAUCAAGUAUUAGAAUAUGGAUAUGAAGGAUAUGAUGGUAGACCUCCACCAGAAUUCUGUCCAACUGAACCUGUUGUAUCAACAUCUUAUGAUGAUUAUAUUGGUGAUGAUGGAGAUCUUAAUAUAGAAAAUGUUCAACAAUCAAUAAAACAACCCAUAGCCAAUGGAAAACUGAAUACUUUAAACAAAUAAAACAGUUUAAAAUGUACAUUAUACUUUUGUAUUCGAACAAUAACUAAUAAUUCAAUAAUUUCAAUUCAUAUAUUCAAAUGAUAAAUUAUAACUAACUAAGUAACUAGCUGACUAACUAACAAUGACUGUUUAAAAGAAUCCUCAACGUCAGUGAAUCAUAACAACAACUCUAAUGAUAAUUCAUUAAUAAAAUUAUUGAUACUUUUAUAAUGUGUUACAUCGUUAUUAUUGAAAUGAAACUCCUUUUUUUGUACAAUUUAAUUUGAAUGUAAAAAAUUCCCGCCUAAAAUUUUCAUUUGUGAAUAAUUCUUUUCUAUGUAUUUGUUUUUAUUCAUUUUUGUAUUGUCUUCAUUUGUAAUUCAUAAUUUUUUUUGUUUUUUUGAAACUGUUCAUUGUUUUAAUGAAGUAUAGAAAGAUUCAUUAGGAUGGAUUUAUUUAAAUCUUUUAUAGUGUAAUGUUUUUUAACGAUAUUUCAAUCUAUUGUAUACAUUACAGCUAUUCUUUCAUCAUUAGGAAUAAAGUAAAUUAUUCAUAC